Messenger RNA from Armigeres subalbatus, 4195 nucleotides. RefSeq lists its product as uncharacterized. Gene Ontology annotation, molecular function: protein-macromolecule adaptor activity. NCBI's taxonomy places the organism in Eukaryota, Metazoa, Arthropoda, Insecta, Diptera, Culicidae. The transcript has 5 exons. The record is from RefSeq and is a predicted model, not a curated record. Gene Ontology annotation, cellular component: membrane; endoplasmic reticulum. Bases 1226 to 1720 code for a protein of 164 amino acids.
GUUCGGUUCGGUUUCGGUCCCCUGCACAAUACCUAUAGUUCCCUGUGGAUGCGGAUCCAACUGAGAUUGUUAUUCGCUCCUGCUGUGCCACUGCUGCUGCUUGAUAUAAGCUGAUAGAGGCCUGACAGAAAACAGAUACAGAUUGGCUAUCGGUCGUACCGCGCGUGGUCACUUCCGCAUCCGGUGCUGCAUUCCACUGCACCGUGGGAGUAAUCUCAUUAAAUAUAAGUUCGUGUUUGAUCAUCGCAGUGCUCAAGGAGGACUUCCGAAAGGAAGAUGUCCUGUGUUUGAGUGAAGAAAUCCGCGACGACGACGGCCAAAGGUGAUAUCGCGCAUGCAGACGGGGGUGACGAUUGAAAGGAAGGUGUGAAAAAUAGUGCGGGUAUUUCGGAGGAAAAUUCGAUCCACUCGAAGGUAGAAGCAAGGUGGCAGAGGACACUAAAAACAGCAGCAGCAAGAAAAGAGUCACAAAGUAGCCGAGAGUGAUAGUGUUACUUUUCAGUCCACAUUGGCUCGUUGACAAGAGUGUCGCGUUUUUCCUCGGUUCUCUUUCUCGUCAUCUGGCCAACUUUAGUUUGUUUGAGUUGUGAGAGUGGUUGUUGUUGUUUCUAUUGGAGUAUUGGUGGUAAACAAAGUCCACCCCCUGCUUAGGGACAGUAAAACGAGGAAAACAUUCAGUCAGUAAAUUUGAAUGUUUGAUGAUGUACCCACUCUGUGUUUUCAUACAACUAAGACAAAGCUACGCAACACGUUGAAGUCGUAGAAUUGUGCCGCUAUUAAACAUUCAGAAGUAUCGAACGGUGGGAUUUCGUUGAUUCUGACCUAUGCUGCUAUUGACAUCGGCUAUCGUUUCUAUAAAGGUCGACAAAAGCGAACCAAAUCAGAACUGGCACAUUGUAGUGCGGAUGUUUUAACUCACAUUACGUUGAAUUUGAUAUUGCUGCCAAACGAACCACAAGCCACAACUGCAACAAAGUUACAAUCAUUUGAAGCAAGCCAAACGGGAAUCACCAACUAACCAGCAAGCCACAAGGACCACCAAUAGAGACGGGUACUAAUCAACAGAAAGUGCAAAAAAAAAACCAAAACCGAAGGGCCAUGCGAACUUUGUUGCCCUGCAUUGAAUGCGAAGAAUAGAUUCCGUUUGUGGGGCCAAUAAUUGCUGCAACAUUGUGUGCUGCGAGUGGAUUGAUACCAACUAGCGCAUUUAGCACACGACAGGACAAUGGAGCGGAAACUGCUGUACGCGUUCCGGGGGUGGAUUGCAUUCGUGGCCUUCAUGGACCUGGGGACGGCCGUUCGAUGCUACAUCGAACGGAGGAGCUUUCUGGGCGAUCACUCCGAGACGCAGUUCAUUGAAGGCGAUUAUACCAUCUCUCGGAUACUGGGGAUCUAUUGUAUACUGAAAGCCGUAGCCCUGGUGCACUGUACCCUCUACAUCCACUACAAACCAGUCGUCAGCAUGGGUGGCUGCUCGCUGGCCAUCACCAUGAUACUCUACAUGACCGAGGCCUUGUACUUCCGCUCGACGACGCUUAACUUUUACGUCAUCUUUCCGUGCAUACUUAAUUCAAUGACCCUCGUAGGGUUACUCUACAUUCCUCGAAGGCUGCGGUUGUGGGAGCAACGAGGCGACAACGACGACGAGAACUCCCAGCUUCUGAAACAGAUGGGUGGUUACAAGAAGCGAUCCCGGGCACAGAAAAACAAAACUCCUUGAAUUUUCUUUGGGAUGGUUUAAUGAACCACCAACACUUCGACCAUCCCCGCGCAGCAGGUAACUUCUAGUUCUUUCAUCACAAUGCAACAACUUUAUCAUACAAGGAACGUUUGAAACUAGUCAACUAUUUUUACUACUCUUUUAGAUAUAGAAAUUGAGAAAAAAAAUCUUAUAAAAGACACACGUCUAAAGCGAUAAGCAAAUUAAUUGGAUUGCAAAAAAAACAACAACAAACACAAUGUGAACAUGAAAAGCUUUAAUACAUUUAUAGAGGGUAAAGACAUCAACAAAUUAACCAAUUGAAACCAAUUAAGAGUAAUUACUUAAAUCAAUUUGUAGGGUAACCAAAUAGCUAUGCAAUGAAAUCAAUUAAAAGCGGAUAAAAAUGAGAUAAACGUUCAGUUGCACUCGAUUGAACGAUUAUAAAAAAAUUAAAUAAAUGAAGCGAUGAUGGGGACAUUAAUAAAUUAUCAUUAUUUUAGUAAAUCACAUCAAAAGCGCGCUUUUGCACUAUCGAGUCUGAAGCACAGUCCAAUCGGAAUGCAUUAAACGAUAACGCAGUAGAUAUAAAUUUAUCGAAAUCAAAAACAAAUCCCCCGGCACACAUUGAAUUUAUGCUCCCACGGUACAUAUUGUAGAGAUGAUAGUGAAACAGAAAAACCAAUAUCCCACCCCACCCCUUUUCGGAUCCCCUUUUAGAGAGUCCAUCCCACACAAAAAAUGUCAUACCCGUUUACCCGACUCUUGGAAAGAAUAUACAAAUCAACAUUUUUUUAAAACCUUCUUCGCUUCAGAGGCCUCAUAAGCAAUUGAAUGCAGUAUUGGAAUGCGGAGUGUCACACAAAAAGGAAACGUUCAAUUCGUUCUAGAUUAGGACAGACUCAAAAGAAGGAGAGUCGUAAGUUAGAAAAGAAAAGCAAAGUUAUUGUGUCGAUUUCAGUUUGAUUGAUAGUUUGAAAUAAAUUGAAUAGCAUAAGUUGGUUAGGAACUAUAACUUGUUUAUGCCAAUUUGUUAUCGCAUAUAACGAUGCAAAUAUCUAUUCAUUGCAUUUUACCCGUAGAGCAAUAGAAGAACAAUAGUUUCUAGAUGAAUGCCAAAGCAGAUACAAUUUGAUGCAUUUUGAUAUAUGACUAUUUUCCGAACAAACAAUUUGAUAACGAAUCAAUUAUUUUGACAACACUGACUAUUUUGACAGUAAAUGAACUGCCUGUGAAACGUGCUCUAGAGAAGAGGUGGAACCUCUCCGCAUUUAGGAGAACGCCUCAAUAUUAAUAUGACUGUGCAUUUGGUUCAGACAUUGCGUUCUGCUCCUCUUUUCAUGUAAUUCAAAUGUUUUUUUUCAAACAAUCGUAUUAAGUUUUAGUUUUUUUUAUGAAGUGAAAUUUUCUUUGGGCAAAAUUGUUAGGAAUUCCCAUCAUUUGUAAAAUUCCUUUCAUUUUUUGCCUAAGGAAGCUCUUCUGAAUUUUUCACCAAAACUAUGGUUGAAAUUUCAGUAGUUCGAAAUGAUGCACAUUUCCUUGAAGUUACAGAAGUUUACCGUAAAAAGCAAGUUAAACAAUCGUUUUCGUUUACCGUUUGUGGCAUCUAAUGGAAUUUUGUAUUAUAUCUGUCAAUAUUUCUUGUGUUGUCAAAUUCGUUGAUAGAUAUUAAUUGUUUAAUAUAAUAAGAAAUGUUAAGGACACUCCUCACGGAAUCCAAAUUUAAAAGUACUCGCGUUUUCAAGGGCAUACUGCUCAAUAAGGAAGCAACUCACAACUCACUGUCAUUUUUAUUGAUUUAGUUUUGCUGCGUCGCAGCAUGCGUGAAAUAAUAAAAAUGACAGUUGUGCGUUACUUUCGUUCAAGUGGUGUGCCCUUGAAAAGUACUUUAAUAUUUGGAUUCCGUGCAACUUAAUACACCACUUAAUACGGAAGUAACGUCGCAUCGCAGCAAGCGUGAAAUAAUAUAAAUGCCAGUUGUGCGUUACUUCCGUAUCGAGUGGGGUGCCCUUAAAAACGCGAGUACUUUUAAAUUUGGAUCCCGUGGGAAGUGUUCUUAGAUCACGGUAUAGUAACAUUACAAGCAAACAAGCAGUACGAUUAAACCGAUAGAAUUUGAUUCCGAAAAAUGAUAAAUUUAUUAAUAUGCAUUGUUUGUUGAGUUUCUGAAACGUCGUUGUUGAGUGUUUUUAUUAGUUAGUUAGUGGCUCCGUAUCACGUACAGUGUAAAUUUAAUUAAAAAUUAGUUAUUUAACGGAAUGAAAUUUAGAACUUUAAAUAUCAGUAGGAAUAGGACAUCACUUGCAUAAAAUUACACAAGACAUAAAUCUUAUAGUGAACAAAUUAGGUCACGACGAGAUGCAAUUUAAAACGCUUGCAAGAAGAUACACAUAGGAUAAAUCUUUUACAGUAACAACAUCAAAGCACGGACGAUGAUGAUCAUUUGAUACACAUAGAUUACUUGAUGAUAAAAAAAAACAUUUGCGAUUGAUAGAU